AUGCCCACAAAAUGGGCCACCGAGGCCGACUGGACCAAAUAUAGGGACACUAUAAUAAGCCUUUACCGCCAAAAGUCCCUUGCAGAAGUCAUGGAGCACAUGCAACAGGAACACCAAUUCCGAGCUACAGUGCGAAUGUAUAAAGGGCGACUGAAGGCAUGGUGUGUUGGCAAAUACACCAAGCGGAGCACCGACAAGAUACCUGCAAGCGAAGAUGACGCCACUGUGUUCCGAACCCCACGGCGACCAAUGCCUAGCGUGGAGCCAGCGCUUGGAGCACCGGGCUCCCAGCAGAAAGUGCUGGAUUGCCUGAAGAUUCUAGAGAAGUACAUCAAUGUGAACUCGGCUGGCAGGCGGUGGAAGGUGUCAACUACAUUCAUGGCCUCGCUCCAACAUAGCGACUGGUUGGCACAGAUUACCACAGUUACGAUAUUUUUCAAAGGGGGACGGUUACAGGAUGGGUUCCGACUACUAGGUAAUUGUUUCGAGGCCUGCAAAACAAACCUCAAGGCAGAAAGUCCCAUGCUCACCUCUGAAAUCUUCAUGGGUGCUUUUCAACUUUUCACCAUCAAUCCUAGCUUAGGAUGGUCAUUUUUGAAGUACAUUCGCGAUCUGAGCGGUAUCGUUCUGGAGAUGGCCCAUCCGCUGUUUCUACUACUAUCCAAGUAUUUGACCUUGGAUAAAGAAGCAUUUGCGAACUGUAGCGACGUAUUCUUGGGCUGUUUCCUCGACCUUAUGGCAAGAUGUGUCCCAGGCUGGGACGAGUCGCACCAUGGCGCACUAUUAUUGACAACCGGUCGGAUUUUCUUACUUAGUCUGAUCGGGUUCUCACAAUAUGAAGAGCUGACUCGGAAGUCUAAAAACAACGAAACCAUGCCCUUGUUAUCGGGUCAGCAGAUCCUACAAUAUCAAGGCGAGCUGCCACCUGCAGCCACGCGGUCAGAUACAUUGUCGCUGUAUUCCGUUUUCCCAGCACGAAUCAAGGUGGUCGAGAAAUGGGGAGCUAUUGCUUAUUUGUCAUUUGAUGUCCUCUGA
Molecule: messenger RNA, 1035 nt
Organism: Penicillium crustosum
Lineage: Eukaryota; Fungi; Ascomycota; Eurotiomycetes; Eurotiales; Aspergillaceae
Product: Clr5 domain-containing protein
Exons: 2
Coding region: 1-1035 (344 amino acids)
Source: RefSeq, a predicted model, not a curated record